AUGAUCUUGACAAUGAAGCUCAUCAAGAAGACACUGGUGAUGCUCUUCAUCAGCGCCAACCUCCUCGGGACGAUCUCGCCGUGCGCGGCCCUCCCACAACAAGGUCUUCUCCCAUCUGACUCUCCAACCACGCCAACCUCGCUCCCUCUCUCCUGGAACGCAACAUCGUCACCACUCCCCAAGAACACCACCGUGACAAACACUCACCAGCUCUCCAACAAAAUCAAACCCCCUCACAUCUACUGCAAAUCCUUCUGCAUCCACAAAGGCCUCUACCCAACCUUCGACUACGGCCCCGUAAACCUCACCACCAGCAACCCAGACACCCUCCUCACCUGCCUCGACCAAAUGUGGGACCAUCUGAACCCCACCACCCACAAAAAAAAACCACCCCAAAGGCCACCCCACCGACUGGCGACGCAAAGGUUUCCACUGCAGCUAUUCCCACAUUUUCCAACUCUCUCAUCAAAAACUCCGUAA
Messenger RNA from Cercospora beticola, 480 nucleotides. The record is from RefSeq and is a predicted model, not a curated record. NCBI's taxonomy places the organism in Eukaryota, Fungi, Ascomycota, Dothideomycetes, Mycosphaerellales, Mycosphaerellaceae.